Staurois parvus is the source of this 312-nucleotide messenger RNA. The record is from the annotation of a GenBank genome assembly. Lineage: Eukaryota; Metazoa; Chordata; Amphibia; Anura; Ranidae.
UUAUAAACAGGCUCCCCGCCCCCUGCUUGUGCGUGCUCCUGGAGGAGUGCACAGCCUACCGCAGCAUCCCAGUGCCCUCUGUGCGUAGGUCCCCGAAUCAUGUAAUCACUGAUUGGCCAAUCAAUGAUCAAAUGCAGAGUAGUAAGCAAGAUGUCACUUCUGAUAUCAUUGCUUACUACGUGUGAAAAAUCUGUGAAUGAUCAGACGCCACUGAGAAAUUUCUGUGCGAGCUGUGAUUGGUCACAGCUUGUCACAUGGUACAAGGCUGUUGUGAAUAGCCUUGUACAAUGUGACCUCUGUGAUCAUUCGCAG